GUGUAUGUAGUGUAGUGGGGAGGUGAUCAUACUCAGUGCAUGGCCACUCUAUAAGAUGCUCAUUUGCAUUUGCCUUGCUCUAUCUGACUGAUUGAAACUCUACACCAGAGGUAACCGUUCUCUCUCUGUCAAGAUUUAUUUUGGUUAUGACAAGUUUUUCUUUCUGUGACUGCUCUUUGGGGAGGUGGUCGUUUCUGUGAAGAAUUUCCAAAUUUCUCAUUUUUUUCUUCCACUACUUUGUAUCUGGUCUUGUCUGCUGACAAGACGACCUGAGGAGUCAUACUGUACAACCCACACUAGUGCUUGGUCUUGCUCUGGGAAAAAAAUCUCUCUGUGUCUCUCAUUGUGUGCCGGGACCCCUGGUGCGUGGACCUCACUCGGGUACUACUUGACUACCUCUUGGAGGAUCCUUUUUCAGUUCCUUAUAAUCUCUGAUCGGAGAGAUCAUGGCUGAGGGUGGUGUCCCGUACCCCUCCGUGUUCAUGGUGGAUAGCCAUGCAGCCUACCCACCGCUGCCCCCCAAACCGAGACCUCCUGGUCGGGGUGGUGUGGCCCAAAGCCUGCUGUUCUUGCUGGUUGGUCUGGCUUUGUGUGGCUUGGCCAUAGAGGCCUGCUUCAUCUACCACCUCUACUCCAACCAGGGAUCUGUGGAGUCAGGGUCAGCUGGUAUGAGUAUCCAAGACCAUGAGGACAUUCCGAAGGAGGUGCCCCCAACUUCAAGACCAAACCCUAUUGUGUUGCCUUCAAAACCUGUUGCACAUCUGACAGCUGGACCUCAAGCAUCCCAUGGAGAUGGAGUCAUGGUAUGGGAUAUGCAGACAGAACCGCUCCUCCAUGAAAUGGAGUACAAAGAUGGCAAGCUUGUCAUCCAGAAGGAAGGCUACUACUACGUCUACUCUAAGAUCUUCUUCAGUGAGGUCAAUGUUGCAUUCACACACUCGGUCUGCAGAACUACUCCACGGUACCUUAGGAAGGACAUUGAACUCCUUAAGUCCAGGAGAUAUUACCCCAAGUCUGGGAAAAUGAUGUCCACAUCAAACAGCUACCUGGGAGGGGUGUUCCACUUCUUUGAAGAUGACUCCAUCUUUGUCAAAGUGAAAAAUAGUACUCAAGUUCGGAUACACUCUUCCACAGAGAACGUGUUUGGUAUCUAUAUGAUAUAAUAAGCCUGGGGUUGAUGAUGAAGAUACUUUUUUUUAGAUAGCUGGCUGAUUAUCAUUGGUUUAAGAAAUUAUAAUACUGUAGGCCAAUUUACAUGUAAUAUUGCUACGCAGGGCCUUCCCCCUUCCCGGCACACCAUCAUUUUCUUUAAACAAAUCCUUGCAUCAAGAUGCAAUUUGAUGCGUGGAAAAUUUACUGUUGAAGAAAAAGCCCCUUUAUAAUAAAGCCAUAAUAACGUUUGCCAUGUGCCAUACACUAGGCUACAGUUGAGCAGAGGCGUUUUUAGGAUUUCCGCACAUGGGGAUUUUUUUUAGCAGGGUCGUAAAAGAAUCCGCAUUUAAAAAAAUGCAUUUCAUGCAGUUCUACGUGAUUUACAUGACCUAAAGACAUUAGUUUAAUCUUUUUAUUACCACACAACUGACUGAAAUGACUGGCUACUCUGACACUGACAAACUGAGAUCAAUCUGGUCUUGAAUUCAAACAAACAAUAGCCCAGGCCAAUGAAGCGACACAAGGAUUGUACAGUAUUAGGAGGCAAUAUAUAUAUAUAUAUAUAUAUAUAUAUAUAUACAGUAUAUACUGUAUAUCAUAGGUUACAGUAGGUUACUAAAUAAAAUGUUGAGUGGCACACUGAUUCACCUAAUGAUGAAGAUGAAGCCAUAGGCUUCUCACGGUGAGGGCUGAUGCGCUUGCUGUGGCAAUAGCCUAUCUCAAGAUGAGCUACUUUGAAAAACAAGUGCUGCUGUUAGCUAAAAAUUGGGAGUUGUUAAGAAAAAAAUGUUAUUGGUUCUAAAGACAGAUUAGUCUUGUCUUUUCACCAGUAGGCAUUUGCUUUCCAAACUGUGCGUUUUUCCCACAAUUUUAUUUUGAAAUCUGCAAACUGACAGCUGCUUCCCAACCAUAGAAGUACAAUCCAUAGAUGCCAGUUCCCAGUUCAAGUCAGAACUGGCAUCCAUUGCUCGUGUACCCAUGAGUUUAACAGUCAAAUUGCCAGGGUAAGAGGUUACAAAACACUUUAAUGGAGUAUAUAUCUAUGGCCAAAAAGCAACAAGCUGUAGCCUAUUUGGGGCGCAUGACCUUCCUGACUGUAGGUACACCAGUAACUGCCAAAAUAAAGGAAACACAUGAGUAAACAAGGGAUACAAGGGAUACCAUAUGUUAUGGUGUGGGGUGCAUUUUCCUGGCAUGGUUUAGAGCCACAUGUAUAAUCUAUGCCAAGGAGCAUUGAAGCUGUUCUGGCAGCUCAUGGUGGCGCAGCUCCCUUUUAAGACACUUUUUGUUGGUGUUUCCUUAAUUUUGGAAGAUAUCUGUAUGUGCUUGUGAUAAAACUUCAUUCACAGUUAUUUUUUAUAAACGAUUUAUCCUCUGCGGCUAAAUUAUGCUCUCUGGUGUAUUUUGAACAUUGAGAGCGGGCGCCUGUGGUUGGAUAAAAAAAAAUAUAUAUAUAAAAUAAAAUAAAAAAAUUAUUUUUUGCCUCUUGGGCCCAGUCCUUGACUCACGCAAUUGACUAGUCCUAUUUAUUUAUUAUGCAGUUAUUAUUUGUAUUUUUUUAUUAAUCAAUUACCCAAUCAAGACAGGGGACUCCCUACCUCCUCUCCUCCCCCCACCUAAUGAUUAGCAGAGCGGCAGCAGGCAGCAGCGGGCAGCAGCAGGCAGGCAGGCAGCAGCAGGCAGCAGCAGGCAGAAGCAGGCAGCAGCAGCUAGACUCAUUGAGAGCAGGGUCCUGAGUCCUCCUGUGAUUGGCGGUUGUAGUGAAAAAGUAUAAAAUAUAUGCUACAGAUAUAAUAUAUACUACAUAUAUAUAUAUAACAUAUACUAUAUACAGUAUAUAUUUCCUUAAUAAUUAAACAUUUAUUUCAAAAAAUAUAAUUGCUGCCUCUUGGGCCCCCAAUGGGCCUGGACACAGAUGUUUCAGCCCCGGUAAACCCCUGCAUUAAUCCGGCCCUGUUGCUAAGGUAAAUCAUAAAAUCGGAUAAAUUGAUUGAUUUAGCUUUUGUAGAAUAAAACCAUUUUUUUUAAAUCAGUUUUGGUGGUGAAAGUGCUGAAUAUUCUGGAGUUAACAUUAUUAGGGAUGUUUGUAUUCACUCAGUGUUACUUCUCUUUUGUAAGUAGUGUUGUUGUUAUUGAUGGGGGUUUUGGUCAGGAGGUAACACAUUAUGUUGAUAGUCCACUCUCAAGAACAAGAACAAAAGUACUGUAUGAACAUUACCUCUGUAUGCUAGGGUUCAAUGCAUAUUUACAGACAUCAGCUCUUUAUUCUCUUACUUGUUUGUUAUAUUGACCUGAUUAAAAAAUAAUAUAUCCAUAAUAGUAUAAGGAAAUACAUAAUAUAGACAUAGAGAAAAAUAUUUAGAUAUUAAGAUCAUUCGAAAUAGAGACAAGUAGAUAUAUUCCAAAUUAUUGAAACGAUUUAAGAAUACCUGAUAUUCAGGUAAAUUGCAUGUAAACCACUGCAUGGUGUUCAUGAUAAGGUCAAAUGUUAAACUAUCUAUUUCCCUCUUUGUAUACCCUCCAUAAAAUGACCAAGUAAUUAACUAAUUUCAAUACCCUCGACAUGUUGUAUUUCACCUUUUGGUGUUUUAUAUUUAUUUAACAUUUUAUACAAAUGUAAAGUAGUCAUUGUCCUCCAUAUUCUGAUAAACACGACUUAUCAACUUCCAUAUAUAGUGAGAAAUAAAAAUAAUAUAUGUUUUUUUUUCUUCUUCUUGGACACCAACGCUAUGCAAGCAGUAGGCUAUAGCUGUAAAACAUACUGUGUAUUUUGUAUAUUCUAUCCUGCAAAUAUUCAAAUAAAUAAAAGUUAAAUUUUUUAUCUUU
Salmo salar (Atlantic salmon) is the source of this 3978-nucleotide messenger RNA. Its product is annotated as tumor necrosis factor ligand superfamily member 14. The record is from RefSeq and is a predicted model, not a curated record. Gene Ontology annotation, biological process: immune response. Lineage: Eukaryota; Metazoa; Chordata; Actinopteri; Salmoniformes; Salmonidae. Gene Ontology annotation, molecular function: tumor necrosis factor receptor binding. Gene Ontology annotation, cellular component: membrane.